UCGAAACGUUGCCAGCCGAAAAGUCAGCGGGCCGCGGACGACGAUUACCCCACACAAAAACAUCAGAGCCCAGCAACUCGCAACAUUGGCAACUCAACAGCAACAUAGGAAGCACUCCAGCAACAUUUAGUCUUAAGGUUUUCGACCCAGGUUUAUAUUAUACGAUAUGAUAUAUGAUAGAGAGCCCGCUCGUUCAGUGAUUUUAGUGUGCGAAAUGGUGAUCAAUGCGCGAUCGGCAGUUCGAGAAUCCCCAAGAAUGCCGCGUUAAUUGAGCUGUACGUACAGCUGUAGUACAAAUUUGCAUAACCAGUGAGGAGGCAUAAACAAAUCUGGCCGCAGAGCGUCUUGGUUCACUGAUUUAAUGCCACAAACAGAUUGCAGAUUGUAGCCGCAGCCGCGCCCCUGCAACUUGCAACUUCUUCAGCUGCAACUUGUGCAGCAACCACCUUCACCUCCACCUCGAACUCCUUGCCGCAUCUGGGUAUUGCUAUUGGCACUGGUAUUGGUCUUGGUCUUGGUCAACCUGCUUGGAAGCUUGUUUCUGCGGAAGAGCUGCCGCCGGAGCGCCAGACCCGGCAAAAAAAAAAUCAACCAAGUUAACAAAAAAAAAAAAAAAGUAAGGAAAAACACAUACAGAACAACACGGCUGCCGUUGUCGUCGUCUUUGGAAUUUUCUUUAAAAACAACGCGCUAAGAUUUACAACGCGGACCCAGGCAAAAAGUGUAAAAGGCAAGCAAAUGCAGCCGCGGAAUAAAAAAAUUAGCGCAUAGUGAAGUGUGUCCCAGUGUGUGUGUGUAUGUGUGUGUGUAUCUUGUACAUAUAAAUAUAUACAUAUGUAUCUUAGCCGAGUGUGCGAUUCAAAAAAAAAGGCUGCCCAACUAAGAGAAAAAGUUUGAAAAGUGUCAAGCGAGCGGCUCGGUGGCGGCCAAUAACCCAACGACUGGCAUGCAAUUGCGGCCAGGCGACCCCGACGGGUUAAUUACCGUUAUCCUUGCAACACAACAGCAGCAACAGCAACAGCAACUAAACCUACCACUAAACGGUACUCAAGUUGUGGAUUACGUCUACGCCGCGUUGUCGCCGUGUGAAAGGACAACAGCAACAUCUGCAACAUCUGCAGCAUCCACAACAUUGGCCAUAAAAACCGCAUUGAACACUCGGCAAAGUCAAGUGAACAUUCCGAUUGGCAACGUAACGGGCUAAUUGGCACACACCGACAAAUCAAAACGAGCCCCGAAGAAAAAGAACCAGAAAACAGGCGGAGCCCCAAUCCCAUCACCAUGCGCCAAACGGAGGACUAACAGACAACGGCGAUAACUGGCAAUAAGCGAGGAGCGUCAAAGGAUUGCAGCCCCCCACCCUCAACCCGCCGCCCGGAAAACUUCCCCGUCCUUCGGAAAACUCAAGGAAAAUGCCAUCCGUAGCGAACAACAACUACAGCAACGAUGCGCGUCUCAGUUACGUUGUAAAUCAAGUCGCAUCCGUAUCUGUAUCUGUAGUCGCCUCGGCAUCCGCAUCCGCAUCCGUCUUGCCCUCCGCAUCCGCAUCCGCUUCCGCACUUCCCACUUUCAGUCCGCCGCGGAUUGCAAGUCUGGUGGCCAGCAGCUCCGCGGAGGACCUGAGCAGUUUCGGUGACGUGACAUUCGACAUCUUCGAUGACGAUGACGACCUGUUUGGCUCGCCAAUGGCCUUCGAUGCCAGCGAACAGGGCCUCUGGAACGGCCGCUUCGUACCGCCCCCGCCCCGCCCCCCCUUCUUCGUCGACGAGCCGGUGCUGAGCGACGGCCUGACCACGUGUGAUUUGUGCUCCUGGGCGAUGCCCACCAAGAGCACCUUCAUGUUCGAGGGCACGAUAGAAAAGGCCACAGAACUGGGCUGGCCACUGACGCUGAUCAUCGUGUCCGUGUUGUCGGCGCUGCUAGGCGCCAUCAUCAUGAUUGCCGUGGUGCGCUGCCGGCGCAAAAAGUCCUCCAACAAUCGCAACGACACGCACGUGCAGUGGUGGUCCCGCAACAAGCGCGCCCACGGCAACGGCUUGAGUGGUGCGGGCGGGGCGAAUGGGGCGGCGGGUGGAGCCGCCGGCAGUGCGCACCACCACAACGGCAGCAGCAGCAACAUAAACAACAACCACCUGAGGCGGAGCAACAUCUACACGGCCCACCCGGCGGACAGUAUACGAGGUCUGCAGCCGUUGCCGGUGGUGCUGCCGUUGCCGCUGCCUCUGCCACUGCCCCACCCACCAUCUGGUGGUGCAUCGCCUGGCUCGGCCUCACCGCCUGCCCCACAACAGCAGCAGCACCAGCAGCAGCCGCUGCAGCAGCAACAGCAAUCGAACCACUACUUCCAUCCAUACCAGCAGCAGCAGCAUCUGCACCACUCGCACACGCACCACCACCACACGCACCACCAUGUGCCGCUGUAUCCGCACGAUUGCGACGAGGAUGCCGCCUACGAGGAGCCGGAAUACCAUCAGCCGCAGCAGCUGCACUCGGUGAACAGCAGCAGCUCCCUGUCCUCGAUGGGAUCCUCGCCACUGCCGCCGGAAACGAGCGGUUCCGGAGCCACCAACUGGCCACCGGGAGCCACAUCCGCCACCAUGGUCAUAGCCAGCUGAGAAACGGGCCGGGACUGCGCCUGGAUUUGGCAGCAGUAAUGGUAAUGGUUAGGUGGAUGUGGAUGUGGUUGUGGUGAACCCACUUAAGAUGCAGCGCACAUGGAUGGGUGCAGAUCAUAAAGGGGAUUACACGUAACAAUUUUGUGAAGUUUAUUUUUGCCAGUUCAUCCCAGCCGAGGACUCCCUAAAUGUACCUAUGUGUGUGUGUGUGUCUGUGUCGCCAAUUGGGAAAACCGAAACGAAUUUAGUGUCACUUCCGUUUCCGUUUCGCAAACUAUCGAGGCAGACAGGCGAGAGGGUUGCGGUGCGAUAUAGUAUGGUAUGGCACUGCCACAGGACAUGCUCUUUACAUGCCGUGCACGUUUCAUCCUUUAUUGCCGCUCGGCAUUAGAACAGGGAUUUUGUCGGAUUAAAGCAAAUAAAGGGCGUGCUUUCUGUUUGCACCCAACUGGCAACUGCCGAUGAUGCCACAAGUUUAAAUCGAAAUACUCUGGAUGGUUGCGGGUACCUCGAACUGAGCUUUCGCAAGGCAUAUAAGCAAUUUCGCAGGGUACGAUGUGGUCGAUAUGGAGGAGCCCCAAAGCUUACCACUUGUUUUUUGUUUAAAUAGACAUUUUCGGCUUAGGACUUGUGGGUAUAAAUGUAUCCCAGCCAUAUUCCAGGGGCCUCAAGACUGUCCCGGGCAGACAUUGAGCCACAACUUUGUGGCUUUUCACUUCAUUCCGCUCUUGUUUCUCGCUUUUGCCAUGACGGCGGCAAAUGGGUUCCGAAACUGGCGAAAAACAAAUAACAUUUAAGCGAAAAUUGAAGAGAAAGUCCGGCAAAGAACUCGCAGCAUCAUCCGCUAAAUCAUUAAUCAAAUUAUGAGCUCAAGUAUCUAAUAGCAAUCCCAUGACAAGCAUAUCAACAAACAUAAGCUCAACAACAGCCAACAAAAGUACUUAAAACAAUCAAACAUUGCAGCAACUUAAAUGUAAAUGCAAACGUAAACAAAAACUCGCGCCAUUGUAUAUUUAUUGUAAAUAUUUUUUUGCAGUCCGCUCCAAUUAGCAAUUAACAGCCGGAGCGUGCAACAGAAGUUUCUUCAACAACUAAAUAUUGCAUUAUUUCAAUUCGAUAAACAAAAAAACACAUCAACAAAUCGAAAACAAAACAUUCCUCUUCAAAGCAAACGCAAAGUUCAAGUUUUCAUUUAACAAUUACAAUUUACGACAACACACAACCAAAGACUAGUCAUUUAAGUCACAACGUCGCUAUGUACAAACAAGUUAAACGAGAAAUAAAAUAUGAUUAAGCCAGUUAAUUAAUUCGAUUUACGGAUGCUCCAUUCGAACGCAUUCGUUUCGCAUUUAUUAGUUUUACGAGAUGAAAGAACAACUGCAAUAUUGUAUUUUAAAUAUUUAUUCAUUAAACGCACUUUUGCCCACUCCCUUUCUAUCCCACAAUAACAAUAAUCGUAAUUAGCAUUUAUAAUUAAAAACUCAAACAUCAAGUAAAUAAUAAAUAAAUAAAAGAAAGACGAGCGAAAAUGCGCAAAAAAAUUACUAUGAGCAACUCAAAAUGUUCCAAUGUUUAGAUUAGCCAACUAAUUACGUGGAAAUGUAAACAAAAACAAAUACUUCAUAGUUUUCAUAACAAAUUCA
Molecule: messenger RNA, 4258 nt
Organism: Drosophila subpulchrella
Lineage: Eukaryota; Metazoa; Arthropoda; Insecta; Diptera; Drosophilidae
Product: facilitated trehalose transporter Tret1
Exons: 4
Coding region: 1413-2615 (400 amino acids)
Source: RefSeq, a predicted model, not a curated record